Molecule: messenger RNA, 4605 nt
Organism: Pungitius pungitius (ninespine stickleback)
Lineage: Eukaryota; Metazoa; Chordata; Actinopteri; Perciformes; Gasterosteidae
Gene: fam13a
Product: family with sequence similarity 13 member A
Exons: 26
Coding region: 143-3460 (1105 amino acids)
Biological process (GO): signal transduction
Source: RefSeq, a predicted model, not a curated record
UUUGGAGUAUAACGAUGGCACAUUUUAAAGCAAAGGGGAGACCCACUGGGAAAACUCCCGGAACAGAGUGAGAGAAGACGGCAGCAGUUUCUCCUCCCUCAUCUUUGCCUCUGCAGGCAUUUCUUCUUUUUUGGGGAGGAGAAUGGGGGCUGGAGCUCUGACCAUCUGUCACAACAAGACAGCGGUUCAGAUCAAAGAGGACAUGAAGAAGAUGGUCAGGGUACCGGUGCCGCGACCCCCGUCAGCGACGGCCGGGUACACCGAGCUGUUCGGAGUGUCCCUGUUUGAGCUGCGGGAGAAGGGUCUGGUGGAGGAUGGUGUGCCUCUGGUGUUGAGGAGGAUGGUUGAGCAUAUCCGUGAGCAUGCCUUGCAUCAGGAGGGUCUGUUCAGGGUGAACGGGAACGUGCGCGCCGUGGAAACCCUGAAACAGCGCCUGGAGAGCGGAGAGGAUGUGGACCUUCUCGCUGAGUCGGAUUCAUCUACGGUGGCCAGCUUGCUCAAACGGUACCUGAGGGACCUGCCAAUGGGUCUGGUGGACCCGACCGUCCAACAGGCGCUGAUACAGCACUACCAAGAGAGCGGAGAUGACGUAUCUUGGUCAGAUAUGAGAGACCUGCUGCGGCAGCUCCCGGAUGUUCACCUCAGCCUCCUCCGGUACCUCUGCCACUUCCUCACGCAGGUGGAUCGCAACCACAAAGAAAACCGCAUGACUGCCCUCAACCUCGCCACCGUGUUUGGACCCAGCGUCUUCCACGUGGGCCCUGGAUUGGAAGCAAUAAAGGACCAGAACAUCUGCAACAAGAUUAUGGUCAAGUUCAUCCAGAACUACAGCAAUCUGUUUGAGAUCGCCGGAGACACAGAAGGCUGCGCAGACAAACUGUCGACCCUCGUUACUGCCGAGGAGGUAAAUAUGACCGAUGCAGACACAAUGAAGUCACCCAGUGACCUCGACGCAAACCCACUGACACCGGCUCCCACAACCAAGAAGGGACAGAAGAACGCACCACAAAAUGCAGAAGUCCUGAACAAUUCCUCCACACAUGCUCCCAAGGCGAGGCCGAGGAAAAAGAAGGCGAAGAACGGUUCGAGCGGCCGCAUGACUGCGGUCACCCCUGGCCCAAGCCACUCCGCUUGGUCGCCGGAUGCCAGGUACCUCUCCAUACCAAUAAUGCUACCACUGACCUCGGCGCUGAGAAGCCUCGGUCCAGAGCCGAUGGAGACGGCUCGCCAAGAAGCCCCGGACACCGCUUCGGCACUCGGCCACCUCCACGCCGACCCCGCCUGCGACAUGGAGGCCGUCAGCAGCUCUGACGAAGAAGACCGAACAAUAUCACCUUUUUAUAUGAGUAACCAUCUCUCUCCUGUCCACUUCAAGCCAGAUGUGGGAAAUUUUCUGGACAGGACGAUUCGUUCGGCGGUGGUGCAGCACCUCUUCGAUGGAAACCCUUCAGGGGAUCAAAGUUCAGAGGACGGUGAUUUAAACCUACGUCCAACACCUCCGAGGCCAUCUGCCCGACAGAGACGUCGACACCAGAGGGAGCAACGGGAGGACGGGCUGAGACUCGAGGAGAGAAACGGCGGAGCCACGUCCGACCGAGCCGACACCAACAAGGAGAACGUCCCCCUGAGCCGUGGGAGCAGUGGGAGCAGUGGGAGCAGUGGGAGCGGCGCAGGGGAGGACACGGGCAGCAGCGGGGACUCACGGGGAGGCCACGGCGGCCACGCGCAGCGAUCCCACAAACACGGGAAGUGGAAACGCGGCCCGGCGCUGGUACAGCUCACCGACCACCGGGACACAGUGAGCGCAGAAUGUGUCUGUGAGAGACCCGGAGCAAACCACAUGGAGACACCUGACAAAGAGAAUAAAAAAUCAAGAAAAGACGGGAUUCCUUUUCCUCGAAGGACGCUCAGGAUGAAGAUCCAGGAGUCGCCCGUCGCGUGCGACGCGGGGAGGGUCGGCGGCGGCGGCGGAGGAGGAGAGGCGCGAGGCUCCGACCAGGAGCGCGAGGAGGUGCCUCGUCUGGACCUGACGGGACUUACUGAGGAAAACAACUGGGGAGAUUCUCCGUUCUUUAACACCCCCUUCCUUGAUUUCAAAACCAUUUUUCCUCCAAGUUGUUGUGAUGAGCCGGUCCCAGCGUACCCUCACAUGCAGAGGGAGAGCAUGGACCGCGAGGAGGCCCGCCUGUCCCCCCACGCCGGGGGACGUUUGAUCCGCCAGCUGGUUGAGGAGGACACCGACCCGAUGCUGUCACCUCGUUUCUAUGGCUACGGACAGUGCCAGCAGUACCUGGACGACACCGAAGUGCCUCCCUCGCCUCCAAACGCACACUCGUUUGUCAGCCGCAGGAGGAGUUCGUCCCUCGGCUCCUGCGACGACGACAGAGAGGAGCUGACGUCCGCUCAGCUCACAAAGAGGAUUCAUGUGCUGAGGAAGAAGAUCCACAGGUUUGAGGAGAGGUUUGAAGAGGAGCGUAAAUACAGGCCCUCCCACUGUGAUAAAUCUGAAAACCCAGAGGUGCUGAGAUGGGUUAAUGAACUGGCUAAGCUUCGCAAAGAGCUAAAAGAAAGCAAGCUGAUGAAGUCUGAGGAAGACCUGCCGCCUCUGACCCGCCAGCGCAGCAACACGCUGCCCAAAAGCUUCGGCUCACAGCUGGAGAAGAAACCCCCGCAGGAGAAAGUGCCGAAGCCCCCGGUGGAAAGCAGCCUGGAGACGAUUCUGAAGAAGCUGCAAGAGAAGAGAGAGGAAGUGAACCGUCCAGAAGACAUCAAGGAUAUGACGCGGGAGCAGAUCGGAGCGGAGAAGGUCGCCCUGCAGAAGGCUCUUCUCUACUACGAGAGCAUACACGGUCGACCCGUCACCAAGAGCGAGAGGCAAAUCAUGAAGCCCCUGUACGACCGGUAUCGUCUGGUGAAGCAGAUCCUGUGCAGAGCCUCGACCAUCCCCGUCAUUGGCUCUCCUUCCAGCAAGCGCAGAGGGCCCCUCCUUCAGCCCAUUAUCGAGGGCGAAACCGCACUCUUCUUCGAUGACAUCAAGGAGGAGGAGGACGGCUCGGAGGACGAGGGAGACGCAAAGACGCAGUUCAGCGUGACGGCGCCGGCGGACGCCGGCGUGCUCGGCUUCCUGGACCACGUGGAGGAGGAAGGCGACGGUUUCAUUUCACCCGUGGACGAACUAUCGCCCUCCAAGAACACGACGGACAUGAGGCUGUCCAACCUGCACGCCGCCACCGCGCAGGAACUCGUGGAGCAACUCCAAGAGACCCGAGAGGAGAAGAAGAGACUUCGCAAGAACCUGAAAGAGUUUGAGGAACAGUUCUUUAGACAAAAUGGAAGAAAUGUGCAGAAGGAGGACCGCUCCCCCUUGGCAGUGGAGUACAACGAAUACAAGCACGUUAAAGCCAAACUGCGGCUGCUGGAGGUUCUCAUCAGCAAAAGAGAGUCCACAAAAUUGACCUGAGACGGCGACGACAACAACAACAACAACAACAACAACAACAAAAAGAGACUAUUAAAUGACUUCAGAGGGACAAACGCAUCCCACCAGGUUUGAGAAAAAUGUCUUGAUUUUCCUCAGCGCGGACAUCUGUGCCGCUGGUGUUUCUGGCCGAGGGGGAAACCGUUUCUGUCGAGCUCCGCUGGGUUUUCCCUCCGGAGCCGGCAGGGAGUCGCCAAUUUGAAGCGUCAAAGUCACCUGAGAAGUUCCCCCUUCAACAAACACCUCUCCUUCCCAAGAGGACGUUUCUUGAGACGCACUCAGAUAUAAUGAAUUGCAGUUUUAUUGCUAAUAAUUUAUUUCUAUAUUUUUGAAUGUUUUUAUUGUAAAACAAAUGUUAUUUUUCUGACGCUUUGCUGUAGAGGUCUUAAAGAAAAUCGUUGUAAGUAAAAUAAUAGAUAUGUAUUGCUAUUUUGAAAGAAGGAUUUUUGCGAUUAAGAUGUUUGUGUAUUUUUGUAAGGGAGACUUUACCAUUUGUAUAACUUCAAUCAGCGUAUUCGGCAUUCAGUUAAUGUUAAUAGCUUUCUCUAUUCCUGUUUUGACCAUCAUGUAAUAUACAAAACAAUCCGUUGUUUCUUGUCUUAAAGUAUUUGCUCACUAAAAUAAGUGGUUUCUGUAAUACAACCCAAAGACUCAGAGUACAAACUACUAACCAAAAUAGCUCAAUCUCAAUAAAACAACUACUUUUACUUACAAAUUAUUUUUGUGAUCACUGGUACUUAAACAUUUAACUGUAUAUCUUCUGCGUUUUCUCUAUUUACCUCGUGUCAAAUAAGCUAUUUGUCUUGAAAUCUGUUGUUUUUGCUCCCAUUCAUAGACUUGGAUGUUUGUGAGGUGACUCAAAAGCUGAAAUCUUUUUUACAGCGGUGUGUUUUUCCUUCUCAUCUUCCUUUAGAGCUUUUGUAAAUAUGGAUCACCUUUUGUAUGUUUACAUUUCUGUGAGCGAGUACAUUUUCCCUUUCUUUCUCCAAAAUGGAUGAUUUAUCAGUGUGAAUUUCGUUUACUGAAUGUAAACACUGGCAAGGCUUAAUGAAUUUUAAGUGUGUACAUUUUAGUACAUAAAUUGUAUUUUGUAUAUAAUAUGAAUUAAAUCAUAUUUUUAAGAGUUC